This is a messenger RNA of Lynx canadensis (Canada lynx), 3791 nucleotides long. RefSeq names its product proline rich transmembrane protein 4 (gene PRRT4). The record is from RefSeq and is a predicted model, not a curated record. The coding region runs from base 550 to 3246 and encodes 898 amino acids. The transcript is spliced from 4 exons. NCBI's taxonomy places the organism in Eukaryota, Metazoa, Chordata, Mammalia, Carnivora, Felidae.
UUGGAGCCCAGGGUGGGGGGUGGGAGCAGCGUGAGGCUUCUCCAUGAGUGUUGCUUGCUCACAGUUGUACUAGCAGAAGGGUGCUUGGCACAUAGUAGGCCUCAAUAAAUAUCUGAGGGAGGUCAGGAGGCGAGACAGAAGAGAGGGAGGGAAAGGAUCUGAGUCGGGAAGUCUGAGUGCCCCCCCUCAGCUAUCAGGGAGGAUGAGGGCGGCUGAUUGCCUUUAGGCCCCAGCCCCCAGAUUGAGCAGGUUGGGGAGCAGGGGUUUGGGGAGAGGGGCUUUAGCUAGAAGAGAAGGGGAACCGCAGGGAAGAGAUCUGUUCUGGGCCUGAAUGGAGGGAGGAGCUGGCAACUCUCCUUGGGCAGAGCCCUUUGCGUCCUGUCCCCACCACCUGCUUGUCUGUGAUCAGCAACCUCUCUCUGGGGCAUCUGAUCCCAGGCAGCGAGCGCUCAUAGCGCCUCUCCUCUCUCCAGGAUCUUCAAGCUCGAAAGGUGCUGAAGAACUGAGCCCCCUGCCCACUGAGGCCACCACCCAAGGCCGGGUGGGGCCAUGGCAGGGCAUGGCUGUCUGGGGCUGUUCUGCUGGGUCCUGCUUGCUGUUCCUGUGGGCCCCCAGCCUGUCUCCUCCAUCUCGGGUGUCCCUCUCACCACUUUGACCCCACCACCUCAGAGUGAGGCCUCUAUGCUGUCUCUCAACCUGGGACUUAACUUCAAAUUCCACCUUCGGGGACCUGCUGCUGCCUGGGGGAUCUCUGUCACAGAGACCCAGCCGCUCUCUCCUGGGCCCAGCCGGGAGCCAGAGGAAGAGGUGGCCAGGGGGCUGAGGACCGACCCCAUUUGGGAACUGCUGGUGGGCUCCCUUGGGAACUCCCCCCCGGAGUGGGGCUCUGCUGAAGGCAGCUCUACGCCCUGGGCCUCCUCCCAGUCUCCAGAGUCCACAUUCCCCCUCUCUGGGCCCACUGACCGGCCCACUGCUCCCUAUCAGCCCGGGAUGGGCACUGUCACCUGGGACACUGCUCUGACAGCUACGGCACCUCCAUCCAGUCCUCCCAGGCUCCGCCAGAGCGAGCUGGAGCUGAAGUUUGACAUGGCACUGAGAGCAGGCGCAGCCCCCACGCUCGGGCAUCGAACGCUGCCCCUGCUGCCCAGCCUGCGGGCCAGCCUGGCAGAGAUUGCUGGGCGCCUGGGACCCUUUGGGUUCUUCGGCACUACUCUGUCCCCGCUGCGGAACUUCUCAGGCCCAAGCCCUCUAGGCCCCACUCGAUCCCCAAGCUCUGCCUCUAGAGUUUCCGAUUCUCCAGGGUUCUUUGGCACCACUGUGUCCCCACCCCCCACCCCCCUGGAGAGAAAGCUCCCAAGCUCAGGCCCUUUGGACCCAGCUGCUUCCCUAAGGUCUGUCACGGUUGCAACAGCAUCACUAGACCCCACCAGGCCCACCUCUGGCCCGGAUGACCCCUCUCCUGCCAGCCUUGGGAAGCCUUCCGUGCAGCCAGAGUGUGGGCCAGGGCCCUGCAGCGUGGGAGAAUUGCCUGAACGCGAGGGGCAGCCUCCUGUGGCCCCGAGGGCCCUCUUCUUCCUGACCCUGGAGGCCGACUGGGCAGAGGCCAGAGCUCGCUGGGGGCUGGCCUGGGAGGCCCACGUGUACGGGGUAGGCACGCUCUUCGGCCUAGUGGCCCUGCUGGCGCUGCUGGCCCUAGCCCUUUUGCCCUGGCGCUGCCCGCCAGGCGCCCCCUGCCUGGCGCUGCUGGACCUGCUCCUGCUGUCGGCCGGGACCACGCGGGCCUUCCCGCUCUUCUACGACGCCUAUGGGCACCGCGACCGGCUGCCCCCGCUCGCCUGGCUGCUGCUGCAGGACCUUCCGCUGCCCUGCCUGGCCGCCGGCCUGGGCCUGGCCUGCCUGCUGCUGGCCCGGCCGCGCCCGCCGCGGUGUCCCGCCGGGCUGGCCGCGCUCCUGCUCCUGGGGCUGGGGCUGGCGGCCGCCGCCGCCCUCGGGAGCGCGGCCCACCGCCCGCUGCGGCCCCUGCGGCUCGCCUCCCGCGGACUGCACGCCUUCCUCGCCGCCCUCCUUUCUGGGCUCCUGCUGGCGCUCUCCUGCUGGGGGGGAAGGCGGCGGCGGGCCGGAGCGCCCCUGGGAGGGUCUGGUUUCAAGGGCGCCACCCCUCUGCCGCAGGCGCGCAGCCCCUUCGCCCCGCGCGAGUCCUGGCGGCGCGCGGCCCGCACAGCCCCGGUGGCGGGCACCUUCGGGCUGCUGAGCGGAGCCCUGCAGGGCUACGAAGUGCUGCACGCCCUGGGCUAUGGCGGCCAACCUGGCCUGGAGGGACCCUGGCCCUGGUGGGCCUUCCAGCUAGGCCUGCGCUUGGGCGAGGUGGGCGUCGCGCUCCCGUUGGCGCUGCUGGGCCUCUACCCGGCGCUCUGCAGCCCCCGUGUGCCGCCGCGCUGCUGGGCCAAGCUCUUCCGCCUGUCCCCGGGCCACGCGGCCCCACUGCUGCCCGGGGGCUGGGUCACCGGGCCCCCCGACAAGGAGCCCCUGGGUGGCGCCAUCGCGCGUGGCGACGCGGAGCUGCUGCAGCUGUGCGCCCUGGCGGGGCCGGGCCCCGACCUCCUACUCCAGGGAGGCGGCUGCCGGGGCUUCGAAGGCGCGGCGGCCAACCCGGCCCCUUCUCCGGCCUCCUCCCCCUGCAGCGAUUACACCGUGGAUUUCCGCCCGCCCUCCCCAAUCAACCUGCGGCGCAGCAUUGAGGAGGCCCUCUGCAGCGAGGCCCUGCUCACUCCCGGCCUUUUCCAGGGCCCUGCCUACGGGGAAGCCUUGCCUGGGCUGGGCCUCUACCGCACCGCCUCGUUGGGGGCGAAGACCGGGGCCGGACCCAAGGAGAGGUCUGAGGAGGCCCUUGGCUCUCCCGCACCGCAGGAGCUCCCCUCUCCCGGGGCCUGGCCCGCGGGCAGCAGCGCCUCUUCCGGCUCACUGUGCGGACUUUCGAGGGACAGCUCGUCCAUGCUGCUAUGCUCCAGCCCCGACAGGCCUCCACGCUGUCCGCUGGUCUGCGUCCUCAGUCCCCCGCGGCCCUCGGGAAGCAGCCCUAGCCUCCCGGGCUCAGGCUCUUACCAGGCCCUGUCCCCACCCUCCCGCGACUCCCCAGAGCCUACUCUUGAGCUGCAGGCCGCAGAAGCUUUGCUGCAGGAGCAAUUCCUGGACGCCUGCCGACAGAUCGACGAGCUGAGCGUGGGCAGCGACACCAUAGACCUGUGAAGAGGCGCCCCCCCUAGGUGCACCAGCCUACGCCCCCUCCUGGCGCCUGCUCUGCCCGAGACCUGCACACUGUAACCCUUCCUCAAUCCUGCCUGGCUCAGAUACCUCUCCCCGCUUCCUUCUCCAUCCAGGGGUCCCUGGGUGGGUGGGUCAGCAGCCAGGCUCUGUUGAUUGGGAAUUAGUGCCACCUCCUCUGGAGCCCUGGGCUCUGAUGCCCUCUGCUGCAAUUCUAGGCUGGCAGGGGUCCCACUUUCCUUGGCAUUCACCAGCAAUAAAGCCCCAAGGUGCUCCACUCCUGACCACCACUCCCCACUCUGGUGCUGAGUGAGAGGGGCUGUCCUCAGAGGACCUCGAGACCGGCUUCAGUCCCCAAACCCACCUCUGCCAUACCCAGGAAUCCCAUUCCUGUAUGAGUGAGCCUCCCUGUCCUCCAUGCGAUCCUUCCCCAUAGAAGGGUCCAUAGCUCAUCUAGGAGACUCUACAGCAGUUGGGUGGGAGGUGAACGCUUUCAGAGUUAAUUUAUCAAUAAAAUAUUUUCAGAGAAA